Molecule: messenger RNA, 534 nt
Organism: Tetrahymena thermophila SB210
Lineage: Eukaryota; Ciliophora; Oligohymenophorea; Hymenostomatida; Tetrahymenidae
Product: NUDIX hydrolase
Exons: 1
Biological process (GO): DNA protection
Molecular function (GO): 8-oxo-7,8-dihydroguanosine triphosphate pyrophosphatase activity
Source: RefSeq, a predicted model, not a curated record
AUGAAUAACAGCCAAGAGAAUUUUGAUUUUAAAAACUGCACUACUUGCUAUCUCAUAUAGGAAAACAAAGUUUUACUUGGAUUUAAAAAGAGAGGUUUUGGUAUUGCAAAAUGGAAUGGAUUUGGAGGCAAAGUAGAUUCAAAUGAAACAAUUUUAUAAGGUGCAAUAAGAGAAAUGUAAGAAGAAUGUAAUAUCACUCCUACUAAAUUAAAGUUUGUUGGAUUAAUAAAAUACACACUACCAAAACUUAAGAUGAUAAUUUUAUCUCAUUAGUUUAUCAUUAGUGAAUAUGAAGGUUCAAUAUAAGAAUCUGAAGAAAUGAGGCCCUAAUGGUUUGAAUUUUAAAAUAUUCCUUUUCAAGAUAUGUGGUGUGAAAACCAUAUUUGGUUUGGUGAUUUGUUAAAAUAAAACUACUUUUAUGGUGAAUAUACUAUGGAUGGUCCUGAAGAUCUGUAUUCUAGUAUGAACAAAAUAGUAGAAAGAGAACAACUUUAUUAACUUCAAAAAUAGUUAUCAAACAGACUCUUAGAGUGA